Messenger RNA from Bipolaris maydis ATCC 48331, 1146 nucleotides. RefSeq lists its product as uncharacterized. The record is from RefSeq and is a predicted model, not a curated record. Lineage: Eukaryota; Fungi; Ascomycota; Dothideomycetes; Pleosporales; Pleosporaceae.
ACUGUCUCGCGUUCAUACCACCACACCUGUGACGCCCAAUCAGCACAACAGCGUCGACAAAUGGCUGGGAAACUGCCGCUGCCAAGUACUCAAGAAACAAGUUCCCGAAUGUCGCCUGCGCUGAACUUUGCGACACUGGCAAGGGCUAUCGGACGCGUUACACAGGUUCUACAACGUCUCUGGAACGUUAUAGAAACCCUCAUAAUCCGCAUAGCAACACUCCCAUACUACCGCCUCUACCACUUCAACACCAUCAAUCCCCUCCGCAACCUCGCCUACCUCGCCUCAUCCCCCAACCCCGACACCAAAAAACUUCACUCCACACUAUCAAGCUGGCGUACCAGAAAACUUAACGAACUCCAAUUUACUACAAUCUCUUGCACCGUCCUCGCCGCCGCCGUCAUCGGCGCCUUCUCCUGGCCCACACUCUCCACCGCGCACUGGCUCACCCCCGGAUUCUGGCAUACCAGCUUAAUCCUAUCGAUUUUAGGGAUCUUGCUAUCGGCGUCUGAGAUUACGGUUUUGAAUUUAUUGGGGCCGGUCAGGUACACGGCUGCUGCUGCUGCCUCCUCGCAUCUUCCAUCACCCUCUUCCUCCUCUACCUCACCUAGUAAUGUUGGCAGUGGCGGCGGUGAUGGAUUGCAUGACGCGACGAUGAAGAGGUACAUGCCGCUACUUCUCUCACCUGUGAUGAUCAAAGAGGAUGCAAGCGGUGGUGGUGGUGCGAAGCAAUACUACGUCCCCCGGCGCAAGAUGGUGUUUACAUGGCAAGCACCGCUGAUGUUCAUGUCGUAUUCUGUCUGCGCUUUUCUAGCUGGCCUGACGGUUUUGGUUGGCGUACCGAUUGUGCGGGGGGAGAGGAAGGGGACGUGGGGGGAUGAAGGGUGGAAUAUCGCGGUCAUGUACCUUACGGCGUUUGGGGCUGGGCUUGCGGCGUUUGUGUAUUGCUCGUUUUGGGUAUAUCACUAUGUGCAUGCUGAGCAUGAUGGGAUUGAGCGCGACGAGUAUCGCGAGGUGGGGCCUUGGGGUGUGUUUGCUGCUGGGUAUGAUUGAGGUUUUUUUAGUCAUAGUAGGAAUAGGUAUGUUUUUCUUUUCCUGUGCUGUCGGUAUUAGCGGCGAUGGGAGUAUGCAGGUACAGCGCAUGGU